Vanderwaltozyma polyspora DSM 70294 is the source of this 483-nucleotide messenger RNA. RefSeq names its product protein transporter TIM17 (gene TIM17). Gene Ontology annotation, biological process: protein import into mitochondrial matrix. Gene Ontology annotation, molecular function: transmembrane protein transporter activity. The coding region runs from base 1 to 483 and encodes 160 amino acids. NCBI's taxonomy places the organism in Eukaryota, Fungi, Ascomycota, Saccharomycetes, Saccharomycetales, Saccharomycetaceae. Gene Ontology annotation, cellular component: TIM23 mitochondrial import inner membrane translocase complex; mitochondrial inner membrane. The transcript has a single exon. The record is from RefSeq and is a predicted model, not a curated record.
AUGUCAGCAGAUCAUUCUAGAGAUCCAUGUCCUAUAGUUAUUCUUAACGAUUUUGGUGGUGCCUUUGCUAUGGGUGCUAUUGGUGGUUGUGUUUGGCAUGGUAUUAAAGGUUUUAGAAACUCACCAUUAGGUGAACGUGGUACUGGUGCCAUUGGCGCCAUCAAGGCUCGUGCACCAGUCGUUGGUGGUAAUUUUGGUGUUUGGGGUGGUUUAUUCUCUACUUUUGACUGUGCUGUUAAGGCUGUUAGAAAAAGAGAAGACCCAUGGAAUGCUAUUAUUGCUGGUUUCUUCACUGGUGGUGCUUUAGCUAUUAGAGGUGGUUGGAGACAUACUAGAAACAGUGCUAUUACUUGUGCUUGUUUGUUAGGUGUCAUUGAAGGUGUUGGUCUAAUGUUUCAAAGAUAUGCAGCUUGGCAAGCAAAGCCAAUGGCACCACCUUUGCCAGAAGGUGCUCAAUCUUCUCCACAACCUCUACAGGCUUGA